Molecule: messenger RNA, 2250 nt
Organism: Mizuhopecten yessoensis (Yesso scallop)
Lineage: Eukaryota; Metazoa; Mollusca; Bivalvia; Pectinida; Pectinidae
Product: FMRFamide receptor-like
Exons: 1
Coding region: 789-1847 (352 amino acids)
Biological process (GO): G protein-coupled receptor signaling pathway
Cellular component (GO): membrane
Molecular function (GO): G protein-coupled receptor activity
Source: RefSeq, a predicted model, not a curated record
UCUGCAAUACGCAAAGACGGAAUAUCACACGACCAAAUACUCUUACUGAUACGGAUGAAACACUAAACAGGCUAAACUAUCAUAUAGACUCAACACUUUAAAUAAAUAAUCAUACUAAUUAACCAAUUAUAUUGGCUUACAGGUCGACUGUCUAUAAAUCUGUAGCACACUGAAUAGUUAUACAGAUUUAAUCAUGUAGACUAAAUACUACAGAGAUAAUGAAUAAACACUCACAAUGACUUGUCAAUUUUAAUGACUUAACAAUCAAACCAAUCUAAAAAGGCUAACACAGGUAUUAAAUACCUUCACACAUAUUUAAAGAUAAACGCACCUACUUGAGCCUUCAUACAAUCUAGACAGUCUUAAGAGUGACUUAACAGUCAUACUAAGUAAAUAGAUACUAAUAUCUCAUUAAUGACUUCAUAUGAUGCUGCAACUAAACCCUGGCUUACAUUUUAUCCAGGAAAAAUCUAAAUAAUUCAAGCAAUCAAAUGCAUUAUUAUUGUUCAUUUCCAUCGAUCUAAUCUGUGAUUGGUUCAUUACAGAAUAGCUUAACCAGGAAGUAAACAACAUUGGUGGACCCUUUGUGGUAGGUAUCCUUUAGAUGAAUGGCUAAUAAAGGCUUUGGUAGGUCAUUGAUCCGAAUCGUUGGAAAUCAUGUAUUUGUAUCUUUAACAUAAAAUCAGGUAAUAUUUCACCAACACGACACAGCAUUGAUAUCACAGCUUGAGUGAAUCUCGAUCAAAGAGUGGACCUUUUUGCUGUUUCAACGUUCCAAGUUUCUAAAGAUGUCCAGUUUUGAUAACGGCACCAACGUUACGGAAACCAAAUAUGUGUUACCUGUUGGCGUUUAUAUAUCGGAUACAAUUUUCUUUUCAUAUGGAAUACUUUUCCCGGUAUUGGCGGUUUUCGGAUACUUUGGAAACAUAUUGACAGCCAUAGUGUUAUGGAAAAAAGAAAAGGCGUCAGUAAAUGACAUUCUUCUCCGUGUCCUGGUACUCUCCGAUAUUACAUUGGUAACAGGAGGUCUCCUUGGUUUAACUCUUCCUGUGUUGUUAUCGACAGUUUUAGUCAAUGGUUAUCUAGUAAAUGCUUUAGAACUUAAUAUCUCUGAUUAUGUAAUGCUGACGUCACAACAAUUCAAUGUGUACAUUCUUGUGUUAAUAUCUGUUGAGCGAUACAUAGCUAUUUGUCAUCCGUUGAAAUGCGUCAACUUCAGAAGUAGAGGAAAGACGAUUGCUCUCAUAUUAGGGAUUGUCUGUUUUUCUAUUGUUUACAACAUUCCGCUAUUAUUAGCAUAUACAGACAAUCCUUUUACAUGUGUUAACAUGACGUCAUCUUUCACAUGUUUUAAAGUAUUGUAUACAGAGUUCGGCAAAAGUUAUUUCUUCCAGGAAGUGUACUUAACAUGGUUAUAUGGUGCGACAUACUUUGUUCUCCCUCUUACUUUGCUGUUAGGACUGAAUAUUUUCAUUAUAAAGGAGCUGGCAAAAACGAGGAAGAUACGAUUAAACCUUGGCGUGGUCAGAUCACCUAAAACCAAAAACGACAGCAUUACUCUCAGUCUUGUUAUAAUCAUUGCCAUAUUCAUGGUCGUGCAAACCCUUGGAGUUUUACCCCGGUUUGCGCAAAUGUUCGAUUGGACCGUAUCGAUCUCCUUUUCAGUGACUAUAAACACAUUGUAUCUAACGAACUCUUGUAUUAAUAUCUUUAUUUACGUGUUUGUGGGAAAGAAGUUUAGAAAGAAUGUCAUUGAGAUGUUCAAGAAGUGUUUCCAUUGUGCCUCAAUUUGUUCUACUUCAUCUGAACAUUAUCAAGUUUCAGAGCUUCAUGAUUUGAUAAUUUAAAUGCUUGUUUCUGAGGUAGAAUUAUAAACCAAGUAUGAUAUAUGUGGACACAUUAUGUUUAUCAAUAUGGCUUCAAUAAUAAUGUAUUGUUUGACUUUAGCACAUUUCAGUUUUGUGCAAUUAUAAUGAAGUUUACGUUCCUUUCCCAUGUUAUAUUUUUUUUUUGCGCAUUGUUUCGGACAGUUUUCAUUGGUUGAUUGACUUAUUUGUUAGUUAACACACAGGAAUGUUUGAAAUUAAUUUCUUAUACUACAGACAUAUUUAUAUUUUAGACAAAUGUUCAUUUCUGGAUAUGAACAGCUAACAUAACUGUUUUCUGAUCCAGAGAAAAAAUACAUAACUGUUGAAAUCGUAAAUGAAAUAUUUCUACAUGGGUUAUUUGGAGAAAUAAAACUUUGUCAAG